AUGGGGGAAGACGAUACAAAAGUCGCUGUGGAGCCAUCCGCAAAUGGGACUAGUUCUCUUCAAAAGGCACCAGAUGCAGAAGCGCAGGGUGGCGAGGAAACACAUGAACUUAAGAAAGAUGAGGAUGCUGGACCGGAGAAGAUGGAGAUAGAUGCUGAGAUCAAGCAACAUGAAGAAAAAGAUAAGAAACUUGAGACCGAGAAAACAGACGACAAGGCUGAUCAAAUGGAUGAAGACAACAAGGUCAAAGCUGAUGAUGGUGUUUCUGGAGAGGAAGAUACGGUAAUGAAGGAGAACAUGGAGUCUGAUGACAAGAAAGACAUCAAAGAAGGUGCUGGAAAUCAAGGGAUGGCCAAGGUAGCUACUACUCAAGAGAGAACUGAGAAAGAAUCAGAGGAUGGAGGGAAACUAAACGGAGACAAGCAAGGGAAUAAGGAAGACAUCAAAGAGGAAGACAAGGUUGUCGGUGGAGAUGAGGGUGAAAAUAACAAAGACGAAGAGCCAAAGGAAAAGAAUGAGAUCCAACUGGCUGAAGACGGGAAAGAGAAGGAAACAAACAAACAAGGGGAGGAAGAAGAAGAGCAUGUGGAGGCAGACGCUGAGCCGAAAGUGGAAGAUGAAAAAGCAGAGAGUAAAGGCGGCAAUGAAAAUGAGAUAGAUGAAAGCAAGGAUGAGAAGGAAGAUGAAAAAGAAGAGACCAUGGAUGAUAAGGAAGAUGAAAAAGAAGAGAGCAAUCAUGACAAAAAUGAAGAUACCAACAAGUCUAACAAGCGAGGGAAAGGGAAGACUGACAAGGUUCGUGGAAAUACAAAGAGUGAGGAAGAUAAGAAGGAUAUUGAACCUAGGACUCCUUUCUCUGAUCGCCCUGUCCGCGAGCGGAAAUCUGUUGAAAGGCUUGUCGCACUGGUUGAUAAAGAUUCUUCAAAGGAAUUCCAAGUCGCAAAGGGAAAAGGAACACCUCUCAAAGAUAUUCCCAAUGUUGCGUACAAGUUAUCCAGGAAGAAGUCUGAUGAAGUUCUCAAGUUGCUACACACGAUUCUAUUUGGUGGGAGAAGAGGAAAAGCUGCUCAGAUCAGGACAAAUAUAUUGCGCUUUUCUGGUUACACCUGGCAAGGAGAUGAGGAAAAGGCAAAAGAUAAAGCAAAAGAAAAGCUUGACAAAUGCAACAAAGAAAAGUUGCUGGAGUUUUGCGAUAUCUUUGACAUAUCAGUUGCCAAGACUACAAGAAAGAAGGAAGAUAUUGUUGCGAAGCUGUUUGAGUUUUUGGAGAAACCUCAUGCGACAACUGAUGUUCUAAUUUAUGAGAAAGAGAAGGGAGCAAAGCGCAAACGAACUCCGAAGAAAAGCUCACCGGCUGCUGGAAGUUCAUCUUCAAAACGAUCUUCAAAGGACGAGGCGCCUCAGCCUUCUGAAAGUGAAGAGAAAGCUGAAUCUGAGGAGUCAGAGGAAGAAACUAAAAAGAAGAAACGUGGUUCGAGGACAUCAUCUGGAAAGAAAGAGUCAGCGGGGAAAUCCAGAAGCAAGAAAACUGCAGUCUCUAUGAAAUCCAGCCCUGCAAAGAAAGCUACUCAAAAACGCUCUGCAAGUAAACGAAAGAAGAGUGAUGACGACAGUGAUACAACUCCAAAGGCAUCCUCGAAGAGGAAAAAGACUGAAAACCCAUCCAAGGAGCAGUCCUUGACUCCUUCAAAAUCCGCAUCAAAAGAGAAACCAGGAAAAAGAGGUGGAAAAGGGAAAGACAAUACCAAGAAACCCAGUGAUGAAGAGUUGAAAAAUGCAAUUCUUGAUAUCUUGAAAGGGGUGGAUUUUAACACGGUGAGGGCCACAUUCACUGAUAUCUUCAAGCGACUAGGUAUGAGCAGCAGAUAA
Molecule: messenger RNA, 1869 nt
Organism: Arabis nemorensis
Lineage: Eukaryota; Viridiplantae; Streptophyta; Magnoliopsida; Brassicales; Brassicaceae
Source: the annotation of a GenBank genome assembly